This is a messenger RNA of Kwoniella botswanensis, 3129 nucleotides long. RefSeq lists its product as uncharacterized. The record is from RefSeq and is a predicted model, not a curated record. Bases 1 to 3129 code for a protein of 1042 amino acids. The transcript is spliced from 3 exons. Lineage: Eukaryota; Fungi; Basidiomycota; Tremellomycetes; Tremellales; Cryptococcaceae.
AUGACCACCUUUCCUCGACACCCACUUCAGCUCGAUCGUCCUUAUUCAGGAUCAUCCCAUUCCUAUCGAACUUCCUUGACUCCUUCGACUAACUCAACGGCUCCAAGGGACAGUACGACCGCUCCCCCUCGUACACCUUCACCAUAUCUCCCUAACCCACCUUCACCCAAGAUCCCUCAUAAUGAUGUGUUGCCAUCGAUAAGAAUAGACGAUGAAGGCGAUGAGACAGUAGAAGAAGGUCGCUACAGAAGAAAAAGUCUGGAAAGGACAAGGAGUUGGGCCGAAGAGGUCGAGAGGAAUAGGAAGAGGUCAGAGAGGAAAGGUAAAGAACGAGUAAAAGCUGUACGGGAGAGCGAGAAUGGUGCAUAUGGCCAACCCUUUUGGUCAGUAUCAACCGAAGUGAUGGAUUCAUUGGUCGAAGCUCUCAGCCCUUCGUCUUCCGAACUAUCACAUCUACCCAGUGCCGCUAAGGUGAUAGCUGCCAAUAGAAGAAGAAGUUAUCGUAUAGAUAGUGAUUCGGAUGAAGGCAAAAGUGGGGAAGAAGAUGAAUGGUGGAAUGAAGAUUUACAUCGCGAGAAAGGAAGAUCCACUUCAAUGAGGCUACAGGUGGUGCAGCCUCGUUCACACAGGGAACGACGAAUGUCAGAAAGAGCUAGAAAGUCAAGUAACAGGACGACGAGAAAGGAUGAGAAAGAUAAAUCAAUUAGAUCGAAUGAGAAGAUAGCUUUAAUCUCUUUGCCUAGUCCUACAACACCUAUCACACCUACUACGCCCAAUACACCUGCCACAACUUCCACUCCCACUCCCACAACGCCUAUUUUGUCUAUUGAUGAUAUCAUCAGGAAACAUUCACCGGGAGUGACGAAUGCAGAGAAUGUCGUGAAAGAAAAAGCAAGGAGGGAGAUCGAAGAAGUAAGACCUAGGUUGGCUAGCAUCAGACCGAAGUCUAUGGACGUUCUUACGCAACGGAAGAAGGAACUUGGUGAUACGCUGGGACAGUCGCCUGAGAACGUUGUGCAGAAUAACGACGAGAAUAGCAGGGUAGCUACCGCACCUCAAACCUCUUCCCUGACUCAAGAUACUAGCACAGCAGAUGGAAUGUCAAGGACCAGAAAACUAUCAUUCGCCCAACCAUCAACACCUUCCGGUUCAUCUCGAACCAACAGUCUACCAAAUGUGAAACCGAUUUUACGAACAUCUCAGAAUACACACAACACACCUCGGAAAUCAGCUCUCAAUAGCAGUGUCAGUUCUGGACAAGCUACUGGAAUGGAGAACGAAAGCUUGGAAUCGCUCUCACAGGAAGUGAAGAUGAAUACAGCUUUAUUAGAUCAGCUUGAACAGCUGGAAAAAUCAUCAACCAUCACAUCAAUUUCCUCUACACCCACUUCAAGUCGCAGGAUAAGUUUUCAAAUUUCACCCGACAAACGAUCUUCUGCAUUCGUCCGACCAAUGACACCUACCCGAAACUUCAACGGGAAUGGGAAUGGGAAAUUAUCUAAAAGGAAAAGUAUGCCUGAAUCGAGUCUUAUAGCACUUCAAUCUCAAGCGCCACUCGAUAGUCAAAAUCAAUCUUAUGCGGUAUACCUUAGAUCGACUCAUCUCAACAAGAUCAUAAAUCUACCAAGACGAUAUCCCGAAAAACCACUUCACAUAUCCUCAGCAGAAGUUGGUAAUCCCCAUGGUAAACCUGUAAUAGUUUUUCUAGGAUUAGGAUGUGUAAGAUAUUUGAUUGCUUUAUUCGAUGACAUUGCCAAGACUUUCAAUCUCAGAUUGAUCUGUAUAGAUAGAUGGGGAUAUGGAAAGACCGAUCAAGUGUCUUCGGAUAAACGAAAUCCACUAGAUUGGGCGGAUAUAGUCACGAGGGUCUUGGACGUAUUGGGUGUAAGGGAUUUCCAAAUUUUGGCUCAUUCUGCUGGAUCACCUUAUGCUAUGGCACUUGCUUUGAGGAUGAGGGAUAGGGUGAAAGGGAAAGUACAUUUGUUGGCACCCUGGGUAGGAGCCGAUAUAGAGGGGGGCUACAAAUGGCUUAAGUAUAUACCCAACACAGUUAUCAAAUCCGCCACCGCUGCCGAAUGGAAACUACAAUCGUAUUUGAUUGGUAAACCACCUCCGUUGAGACAUAGACCGAUAUCUCACGAUGCGAAUGCACCGGUAUCUAGCGAAAGUUCUUCGAGGACCACAACACCCCUGCCGGAAGAAGACACAUUUGAAAAAUCUAGAAAGAAAAGAAACUCAAUGCUCAGAUCGUCAAAUCGGGAUAUCACCACGAAUGUUGUUAAAAGGGAAAGACAAAGACCGCAAACCUCACCAUCACCGGGUUUAGUCAGGAGGGCUUCAAAGAAAUUACUCACUACACCUCGUAAGACAUCGGUAUCGAAGAACAUGGACCGUCCACCCAGUCAAUCUGAAUUGAGAAGAUCUAACUCACCAACCAAAAAUAUUGAUCCUCGAACAGGAAGUCCAGUUCGACAGGAUUCUGGCACAUCCCUGAUCUCGAUCAGUAGUUCUUUACAAACCAGCUUGAAGACUCCAAAUUCCAUAUCCAGAUCCAGUCUAUCGCAAGAGAGUCGAGCUAGAUCAUCGAGUGUUUUAAAUAAAAACGACGACCUUGAAGUCGAUGUUGAUGUCGGAUUAGAUAUUUAUUCUCAAGAAGAAUUUGAUUUGAGAUCAUCAAAUUCAUCAGAUUCUCAAUUCGUCACGUCCCCAAUCAGUCGAUCGGCCUUACUUCGAACAAAGUCAUCUACUACCUCAAGCACGAGCCCAAGUGGGAUAGACUAUGGAUCGAUGAGUGCACCUUCAGGGGAAGGUUUCAGUACAGCGUUGAACCAAGCUUCUCAUGCAGAGUGCGAACCUGGAACUACCUCUGAUCUUCUAUCCAUAAUAUUGAAUAAAAACAAGGAUGAUAAACCUUGGGGGUUCAGUUAUACAUAUUAUACAGGAUCGGUAAAAGUAUACUAUGGAUCGAUGGAUGAUAAGAUAAGUGAAAAGAGUAUGAGGUGGAUGGAAAGAUCAAUGAACGAUGUGGAGUUGAUGGUGAGAGAAGGUGAAGGUCAUAAUUUGAUGACGUCGCAGAGGGUUAUGUGGGAUGUAUUUGAGAGUUUGGGAAGGGAUGCGAAAGGGAGGUGA